Blastomyces gilchristii SLH14081 is the source of this 3750-nucleotide messenger RNA. RefSeq names its product cell division control protein 48. Gene Ontology annotation, biological process: autophagosome maturation; mitotic spindle disassembly; retrograde protein transport, ER to cytosol. Gene Ontology annotation, molecular function: ATP hydrolysis activity; ATP binding; polyubiquitin modification-dependent protein binding. The transcript has 6 exons. Bases 513 to 2981 code for a protein of 822 amino acids. The record is from RefSeq and is a predicted model, not a curated record. Gene Ontology annotation, cellular component: nucleus; cytosol; VCP-NPL4-UFD1 AAA ATPase complex. NCBI's taxonomy places the organism in Eukaryota, Fungi, Ascomycota, Eurotiomycetes, Onygenales, Ajellomycetaceae.
GGCGCUGGAUUUUUCCAGAGGCAACCAUGACUAAGCAGCCUGCCACCAAGCUCCCAAGUCAACAGGACAACACGCAAUAUCUCAGUUGUCUUCCGCCGGCUUCUUCUGUCUGUUUUUCUGUUCUUCCGUUCUGGCCACCAUUUUGUCGUUGACCUCAGCUCCGGAUUUCUCAUAUAAUAUUCCACAAAACAAAUAGACCUGCCUGUGUGUGUGUUGUUGUUCUGUUGCCUUUCUGACUUGGUGUUGUCCGUGCGGGUGCCUGGAUCGUCGUAUCUUUCUUCCGAGUUCCUCAUAGCUCCAGCCGCAUUACUUCACCUCGCUCAUCUCUUCUCAUCAUCUGCUCCUCCUCAACCACCACCCUCUUCCUCUCCAACACCCCCCAGAACAGCAUAUAGAUACCUCUUCACAGCAACCUCCUAUCUCUUCUCCGUUAUUAUCUACCUACUCUCUCCCGUAAUCUUCUUUCCACUAGCCUUCUUUCAUCCGCGUUCUUUAUUUUCUAUCGUUCCAACAUGUCUGCAGAGCCGGAUCACGCUAAACACCACAAGGUCAACCUGACCGAUCCUUCAGGUGCUGAAAAACAUGAGGAGCUUGACACAGCUACAGCCAUUCUGAAAAAGAAAAAGAAGCCAAACACCUUAAUUGUCACUGAUGCUGUUAACGAUGACAACUCCAUCAUUGCCCUUUCCAACAACACCAUGGAGACGCUCCAGCUGUUCCGUGGCGACACUGUGCUAGUCAAGGGCAAAAUGCGAAGAGAUACUGUCCUGAUUGUCUUGGCUGAUGACGAUCUGGAUGAUGGGAGCGCUCGCAUAAACCGUGUCGUCAGACAUAACCUACGGGUUAAGCACGGCGAUGUCAUCACCGUCCACCCAUGCCCGGAUAUCAAAUACGCCAAACGGAUUGCCGUCUUGCCCAUUGCAGAUACCGUUGAAGGCCUAACCGGUUCCCUCUUCGACGUUUUCCUUGCUCCAUAUUUCCGCGAAGCCUAUCGACCUGUUCGACAAGGUGACCUUUUCACUGUAAGAGCUAGUAUGCGUCAGGUAGAAUUCAAGGUCGUCGAAGUGGAUCCCCCGGAGUACGGCAUUGUGGCCCAAGACACAGUCAUCCACUGCGAGGGUGAGCCCAUCCAGCGUGAGGACGAGGAGGGUAGUCUGAACGACGUUGGCUACGACGAUAUUGGGGGCUGCCGGAAACAAAUGGCUCAGAUCCGUGAGUUGGUUGAGCUGCCUCUCCGCCACCCUCAACUCUUCAAAUCUAUCGGAAUCAAACCCCCUCGUGGUAUUCUCAUGUUUGGUCCACCUGGUACGGGUAAGACCCUGAUGGCUCGUGCUGUCGCCAACGAAACUGGUGCUUUCUUCUUCCUCAUCAAUGGUCCCGAAAUCAUGUCCAAGAUGGCUGGUGAAUCGGAAUCGAACCUGCGAAAAGCAUUCGAAGAAGCUGAAAAGAACUCUCCCGCAAUUAUCUUCAUUGAUGAAAUCGAUUCCAUUGCACCAAAGCGUGACAAGACCAACGGAGAGGUCGAGCGUCGUGUUGUCUCACAGCUACUCACUUUGAUGGAUGGCAUGAAGGCGCGCUCGAAUGUCGUUGUCAUGGCUGCUACCAACCGCCCCAACUCCGUAGAUCCCGCUCUGCGUCGUUUCGGUCGUUUCGAUCGUGAGGUUGAUAUUGGCAUCCCGGACCCCACUGGCCGUCUUGAGAUUCUCCAGAUUCACACCAAGAACAUGAAGCUCGGUGAUGACGUGGAUUUGGAGUCUAUUGCUGCAGAAACCCAUGGUUAUGUCGGCUCAGAUAUCGCAUCUCUUUGCUCAGAAGCGGCCAUGCAACAGAUUCGUGAGAAGAUGGAUCUUAUUGAUCUGGACGAAGACACCAUCGACGCAGAGGUUCUGGACUCACUAGGAGUAACCAUGGAAAACUUCCGCUUUGCCCUUGGUGUCUCCAACCCAUCCGCUCUUCGCGAAGUUGCUGUUGUCGAAGUCCCCAACGUCCGCUGGGAAGAUAUCGGAGGUCUGCACGAGGUCAAGCGCGAACUCAUCGAGAGCGUCCAAUACCCCGUCGACCAUCCAGAAAAAUUCCUCAAGUUCGGUCUUUCACCAUCCAAGGGUGUUUUGUUCUAUGGUCCUCCUGGAACUGGUAAGACAUUGCUUGCGAAGGCUGUUGCCAACGAGUGUGCGGCCAAUUUCAUCUCUGUCAAGGGCCCCGAACUGUUGAGUAUGUGGUUCGGUGAGUCUGAGAGCAACAUCCGUGACAUCUUCGACAAAGCCCGCGCUGCCGCCCCCUGCGUUGUCUUCUUGGAUGAGUUGGAUUCUAUUGCCAAGUCUCGAGGUGGAUCUGUUGGUGAUGCUGGUGGUGCUUCUGACCGCGUUGUCAAUCAGCUUUUGACAGAAAUGGACGGCAUGACUUCGAAGAAGAACGUCUUCGUCAUCGGCGCAACUAACCGUCCUGAGCAGCUCGACAACGCCCUCUGCCGCCCAGGCCGUCUCGACACAUUAGUCUACGUCCCCCUCCCCAACGAGGAAGAGCGCAUUGACAUCCUCAAGGCCCAACUCCGCAAGACCCCAGUCGCUGCUGACGUCGACCUCAAGUUCAUCGCUAGCAAAACUCACGGCUUCUCCGGCGCCGACUUGGGCUUCGUCACCCAGCGCGCCGUCAAGCUGGCUAUCAAGCAGUCCAUCGCGAUCGAUAUCGAACGAACCAAGGAGCGUGAGGCAGCUGGUGAAGACGUGAAGAUGGAUGAGGACAUUGAUGCCGAUGACCCCGUUCCAGAACUUACCCGCGCGCACUUCGAGGAGGCCAUGCAGAUGGCGCGACGAUCUGUAAGUGACGUGGAGAUUCGGCGGUAUGAGGCGUUUGCGCAGAGCAUGAAGAACUCCAGCGGAAGCAACUUCUUCCGUUUCCCGAGUGCGGAGGAAGCGGAGUCUGCAGCAGGUGGUCAGAGCGGGUUUGGCGAUGCGGGCAACGAUGACAGCCUCUAUGACUAACUCAAUAGGGAAAGAAAGGGAUUGAGUCUGGUUUUCUUUCGUUUUUCUUGUUUCCCUUUUUUGUUGUCAGUUAGUUAGACUUGGCUUGCCUGCUUGCUCUUACGCCCCUCUCUAAAUUACGUUUGUGUACUCACCGAUCCCCAUAUUUGACAGUUUCUUUGUUUCCUUUUGUGGCCUAUUUUCUGUUCUUUGCUACAGCAACAAAAAGAAUAUUAUCGUGGGACAUCAUAGUUUAGUAUUCUUUUACUUUUUAAAUUGUUUCUUUUGUUUUGUUGAACACUUUGUUAAAUUUAAAGAUAAAGUGAUGCGUGAUGGAUGGAUGGAUGAUGGAUGGAUGAAUGGGUGAAUGGGUGAAUGGGUGGGAUGACAUGAAAUGAAAUGAAAUGAAUUAAAUCAAUUAUUGGCUUAUUUUUUUCUAUUUUUCUAUUUUUUCUAUCUGUAGUUCUACGUUAGUGUUAUCCUUUACAUUCGUUUUGUUUAAAACAUUUCAAAAAUUCUAACUACUGCGCAUAGCUUUUGAAAUUGGUAUAAUAAUUAAUGCUCAUUGGCAUUCUUCCCAUCUGUAGCGAAAUCUCUCACCCAUGCAUAUUUACAUAUCUUCUUCUGCUGGUUUUUCUGCUGUGCGAUGGAUAGCGGGCUAUGGAUGGCAUUAGACGUUAUAUGCGCGGAUAUGUAAAUAUAAUAACAGAACAAGGUGGAGUUGAUCGGGGGGCGGGGGGAAGGGCGCUUGGGUGGGGAUGUAAAUAUCGUAGGUGAUUUUGUAGACUUG